This is a messenger RNA of Gongylonema pulchrum, 297 nucleotides long. NCBI's taxonomy places the organism in Eukaryota, Metazoa, Nematoda, Chromadorea, Rhabditida, Gongylonematidae. The record is from the annotation of a GenBank genome assembly.
AUGAAGGCCGGAAGGGAAGCCAGGGAGCUGCAGUGUGGUAAUAUGAUCAGUUAUCAGCAACUUGUCCGUGUUCACCUUUAUGAUGCGCUUGAAAAUACGCAAGGAGCGAAGCUCAUCAGCACAGUCGACGCUCAGCAAAUAACACGAUUAGCUGUGGUACCAAGAAUGGCUGUGUUGCGGCGAAUUGUGGUGACGUCACAAGUAAUUGUGGUCACAAGUACAUCACGAGUUGUUGUGGCGCCACUGAUAAUUCCGGCACCACGAAUAAAUGACGUGUCAUGUACAGUUGAGGUGUGA